AUGCCGAACCGAAAGAACACUCGGGAUCUCACAAAGCUCUCAGGGAAGCCUCUGAUAGAGACCAUGAGGCCAUCUGCUCUGAAAAUGGACUCGGAAGGCUGGCUCACUUCUCCAGACCUCCAUGAGCAUGAUCUUCACAUUUCGUCUCUGGCUGUGUAUGACACGGCAAUUUUCCUAAUGGCCAACCCAAAUGUUACCUCGAGUCAUCUUUUUCGUGCAGAUAUACUGCAUGAUAGCUUGUGCCUCUUGAACACAAUUCAUGAAAACGGAGAUCGAAUACCAGCCAAGCCUGCAACCAAGGUUGAAGGAUUCGAGCUGAUCAGGACUGUGGUACGGAGAAUGAUACCGCGAAAUCCAAGCCUGGACAAGGCUUUGGAGCAAACGUGCCAUAUUUUUGCAUCUCCAGGUGCUCUUCCUGGAACCACAGAUGCUGUUCAUAAAGCUGACGAGCAGAGUGACGCCCAUCGCCUGCUUAUCAUGUACACCCCGCAUGUCUCAGCGCAAGAAGAAAUGCCCUUCUACCACCCACUCGUUAAGAGUCUCGCAUAUUUAUACAGGUUUGACCCCUAUCCUGGAACAGGCGCAGGCACGAUGUCAAUCCACUUCUUACCCUUUACACCCGACAUACCGAACCGUCUGGAACGCACUCUCCAUGUUCUUCUCAACUUCAAUAUCCGACUUGCUCAACAAUCAAAAGCAAAUAACCCCCAGGAUCAAAUCAAAGACACCGAUCAAGGCUCAUUUAAGGACAACGUGGUUCCCCGCCACAUAGUCCAAGACACUUAUGCCCGCCUCAAGACGCUAUACGCCAAAGACCUGUGUGACCGUUGGGUUGAGAAAACCGAGCCUAGCAAGCAUGUCUUCGAAGACUUGGCCAUCGCUGCUUUUCUCAUCGAGCUUUGGCGGUUGAUGUAUGACAUUGAUCCACCGAAAGAGAAGACAACCACCCCGAAGCAAGAAAAGGCGACAGCUUUCCAGAGCUUUGUAGAUGUGGCAUGUGGAAAUGGUGUACUGGUUUACGUACUUCUGAUGGAAGGGUACUCGGGCUGUGGCUUCGAUGCUCGCCGGCGCAAGACAUGGGGCAUUUUUCCCAUCUCCGUGCAAGAGCAUUUAUCUGAAAACAUCUACAUCCCUAAGCCCUUUGCCGAUGCACUUGGUCCAGUGGACAUUGGCGUGAAAACACAUACUGGGGACUUCCUACAAGGAACAUUCAUCAUCUCCAACCAUGCGGAUGAACUUACAGUUUGGACACCGCUCAUGGCUGCUCUCGCUUGUCCGGAGUCCCCGCUGCCGUUUCUCUCCAUUCCAUGCUGCUCCCACUCUCUCGCUGGAUCCCGAUAUCGGUAUCCUCCACCGAAGAAGAGCAAAGGCCCGCAAAUGCAGGAAGCGAAGCCAGUGGAGCAGAAUCCACAACCCACAUCAGGAGACCUGAGAGCUUUACGAGCCGCCAAGGACAAAGAGAAGACCGGAGACGGAAUGUUGAAUUCGAUGUAUGGCUCUCUAACAGCGAAGACAAUGAGUAUCGCUGAAGAAAUCGGAUACGAGGUCGAAAAGACCCAACUGCGUAUCCCAAGCACGCGAAACUUCGGCGUGGUAGGCGCUCGGCAAUUGUUCUCCCCGCGUCGAAGAAACCUGGCACCGAGCAACCUCAUACGAAAACAGCCAGGUGAAGAAAGCACCGAGCUAGUUCAAAGGAUCAACAGUAUUGUCGAGCGAGAGUGUGCCAUGGAAGGUGGUAUUCAAACUUCCGCGCGGAUGUGGAUCGAGCGCGCUCAUAGCUUGCAUGAGGGCCCGGGAAUGGGGAACCAGGCGCACAGUUGA
This is a messenger RNA of Penicillium atrosanguineum, 1821 nucleotides long. RefSeq names its product tRNA (uracil) methyltransferase (gene trm44). Lineage: Eukaryota; Fungi; Ascomycota; Eurotiomycetes; Eurotiales; Aspergillaceae. The record is from RefSeq and is a predicted model, not a curated record. The transcript has a single exon. Bases 1 to 1821 code for a protein of 606 amino acids. Gene Ontology annotation, biological process: tRNA methylation. Gene Ontology annotation, molecular function: tRNA (uridine) methyltransferase activity.